Molecule: messenger RNA, 2339 nt
Organism: Malaya genurostris
Lineage: Eukaryota; Metazoa; Arthropoda; Insecta; Diptera; Culicidae
Gene: Gle1
Product: mRNA export factor Gle1
Exons: 3
Coding region: 180-2228 (682 amino acids)
Biological process (GO): regulation of translational initiation; regulation of translational termination; poly(A)+ mRNA export from nucleus
Cellular component (GO): nuclear pore; cytoplasm; nuclear pore cytoplasmic filaments
Molecular function (GO): phospholipid binding; translation initiation factor binding; inositol hexakisphosphate binding
Source: RefSeq, a predicted model, not a curated record
AUUAUCUAUUAACGCAAAUGACUGUGGUUUAUUCCUGCUAGUUUUUAAUAAAAUAAAACGAUAUUUUCGCGGCUGUCCACUUUCAUUUUCCGCAUAACUCAGUUUAUUUAGUGUUUAUUAGUCAUAUGUGGAAUUAACUCAUGAAAAUCAAAUAUUAGCUAACGAAAAAACAACUAUAGAUGAAAAUGGCACGAUUCUCGUUGAAACAUUUCAUUUUUUUUUUGCAGUUCGACAUUGAUGACCUGCUUGCGGACGUCCAAUCUCUGAAGCUUUCUGCUCUCAGCCAUGCCGCUAGUAUUUCACCCCUUGUGAAGGGGCGCACAAUCGGACCAGAUUGCAACGAUAACGAUGAGCUUGAAAACGAUUGCAACUUGAGCAAUGGUUCAGCGAAAAAGUUGCCAUUUGUUCCGGAAUUGAAGGUAACGGUCAUCAAUCGACCUGAUAAGAGCGGAGGAUGUUUGGCCCCACCACGACGUGUAGACAUUAGCGAUUGUCGUGCGAUUUCAUUCAAAAUGUACGAACAGGAACAAGAACGCCAUCGAGUCGAAACUGUGAAAAAAGAAUUACAGCUAAGAAAUGCCCGAAUACAGGAGGCUGACCGUUUACGGGACAUUGGUUUGGAGGAGAAAUUAAGAAUGAUCAAAGAAAAAGCGGCCAAAAAAGCGUUGGAAGAUGAAAGGAAACUACUUGCCGAAAUCCGAGAGCAUGAGCUGAAAGCUAAAGAAUUUGAAGAACUACAAAAGGCGAAAAUUGACGAAGAAAACCAACGAUUGGCAAAGAUUUCUCACCAACUGAAAAUGAAGGAGGAAGAAAUAAAACGGAAGAAUGCGAUGUUUGAUGCCAUUCGAGAACAACAAGCUAACUUUCGGAAAAUGACCGAGGUCUUUACUAAAGCACUAAUAAGCAUUGAUAAAGAAUUUUCUGCCCGGUUCACCAACCAGAAAAAGUCCGUUCAAAAUGUAAUUAAAUCAUUCGAGCAAUUGCUGCAUGGUGUCUAUGCCAAUCGAGAAGUUAGUCAACAGGAUAUUGAUAAAUCGAUCGAAUAUUGUAAGUUGCUGGAUCAGAACAAUUCUGAAGUGUUUGACAUUAUGAACCAAAUUCAAAAAGAAAUUGCCGACCGAACGAAGAAGGAACAAGAAGAACAAGCGCAAACAGCUCAGAAGCAAGAACAGCAGUUGAAACAGGUAGUAGAAAUUAAUGCGGUAUCAGCUGCUCCUAUCACGGAUACGACGGAUACAACGGCAAAAUCUAUUCAACCGUCACAACCGAAUCUAGCACAUCCGCUGGCUGCUUUUGUCUCACAGGAAAGUCUUGCCUUCUACACGGAGAUCAAACGUUUCUACGAACAACAUCAAGCCGCCGUCAAGGCACUGUUGGAUGAUGUCAACAUGAAAACUUAUCGCUUUAACUGUCAAAAAGUUAUCAACACUCCUGUGAAUGCUAUUUCUGCUGUAAGCCGAGAACAUUUCGUCGACAAGUUCACUCGACUGGAUGCAUUGUUAUCCGGACAGCCGGUGAAAAUUGGCGAUACGUCCGUUUCAAUCAAUGGACAUCCACUCGGAAGAACUUACUGCACUAUGCUAUUGGCGAAAAAGUUUGUGAGUCAAGCGGACACGAUGAUAUCGAGUAACGCACCAGCCGCUUUUCCAAUCGCAACCAUUGUCGUGGGACUAUGGCAGAGGUAUCCGGAUUUUGGGAGAUUCUUUCUAGCCUAUCUGCACAAAGAGUGUCCCUACCUAGUACCCUAUUUUUUACCUCAACUGGAAAGACAGUCACAUGAGGAUUACUUCAAAAGCAUCGGUUACCGUUAUUCUGCCGACGGACAACUUGAAAAGCAGGACCAGUACCUGAAGAGAAUGACUGGCCUGGCUCGUCUGUAUUCGGCGGUGGUCGUAGCGAAUGUGCGUCGUGGUGAAGCAACUCCCCAUCCACACAGCUUCGAAUGUGGUUGGAGAUGGAUGUGCAACAUUUUGAACUUACAACCUUUACCGGACAUCUGUGCUACGUUGUUAACGGAAUUCCUUCAGAUAGCCGGUGCUUCACUGUGGGCUCACUAUGGGAAACAGUACACGAAGCUAUUGCAGGUAAUUCAGGGUCAGUAUUUACCGGCACUGAACAAAGUUGAUGAGGGUGGACCGAAGGCACGACUUGAAGCUCUGAUUGCCAAGAUUACCGCUGAGGGAAGGAUAGAGCGGCCCGAAGGAAUGUUAAGCCCGGACUUCUGGUAAAUGAACAUCGUUCGAUUCGGUAGCUAGCAUUCGAAUAGUAACAGAAACGGCGAAAUUUUACGCAAGGAAUGAAUUGUUUGACUAUUUAAUAAAAAUGGAAAACAUUAAAAA